GAGAAGAAAUACGUUCGUGUAGUGACAGUGAUGAGUGCUGGCAUUGUGGGCUGUUAUCGUGGUUGUUUCUAGUGCGGGGAUUUCCCCGAUUUUUCCAGCAGUUCUCUGAGAAUAUGGGGAGACUCGGCAAGAGCUCUCCGGCGGUUACAGUGAAUUACAGGAAACUGGUGGACGAGCACAGCAGCAGCUGCGACAGUCUCAGAAUCAUGCCAGCGCUGCCGGACUUUUUUUCUUAUUCUUGUCAUCAGUGCGGGCACAAGCAGAAGUUACAGGCAGAAGAACUGAACUCGAUCCUAGGCAAUGCUUUCAAGAUGGCGUACGCAGCACAGCUGCAAAAACAGUCUAGCUUUCAAGAUGUAAUAGCAACUCAAUUGGAGCAGUCACAAACGGAUAAAGUACUUUGGACGAAAGAGCUGUCAGCCUCCCACCGCCCCUCGGCGCCCUCAGCCACCAUGGAGCGCGAAGAUGGUGGUCCCACGGUGCGCGCCAACCCGCCAUCCUCCAUACCGGGCCUGAAUAACCCUCUGCACCAGAACCGCUUCGGCGGUGACAAGUCGGCGUCGCAGCUGUCGACGCCCAGCAGCGACGAGAGCAACUCGCCCACGGAGAUGAACUCGUACAAGCGCAUGGCCGAGAAGCCGCCCCUGAUUAAGAGGAUAGCCAUGGGCUUGACGGGGGGCAGCGGCAGGAACGAUGAGGACAGCUGCCCGCUUGUGGGAGACGCCAACAACCCCAGCACUCCGAAUAGUCCGACGAACCGGCCACUCUCGGGUGGUUACGUCAACGAAACCGAAGAAUCCCGAAACAGAUCAAUAAACAAUGCUGCCGAAAACCUCAAAAACGAACAGACCGAUGCACCCAACAUAACCAAGCACAUAGAACCUUCUAAAACCGAUAGGGAAUUGAAAACGAAGCGGAUAUCGCAAAUCAGCUCGAGCAGUUCCAGCUCCGGCCAGCAUGGCACCCAAGAUCCUGGCUUCACGCGUUACCCCCCACUCCCGCCCGAACGCACGGACUCGCUGACCGACAAGGAGGAGGAGGAGCUGCGGAUAGCGCCCUGGUACCAGGCGGGCAUCCCCAGGGAGAUAGCGCUGGAGAUCCUGGCGCGCGAGCCAGUUGGCGCGUUUAUGGUACGCCAGAGUACCAGCAAGCCGGGCUGCUUCGCCUUGUCGCUGCGGGUGCCCAGGACGUUCCAGCCCACGGGGAUUGCGCACUAUUUGAUCGUGAGGGUGAAUAAGAGCUAUAAAAUUAAGGGCUUCACGAAAGAAUUCAUAUCGCUCACGUCUCUCAUAACGCAUCACUCGGUGAUGCCGGAACUGCUACCCUGUCCUCUAUCUCUCAGCCGCUACCUGCCCAACUUCGCCAAAUCCGAUUCCAAGAGGGACUUCGCCGACAUUGACCUGGAUCCCGACUACAACUGCUUCACCGAUUUCAGGAAAAUGAUGGCAGACAUUUGAACGUCCGAAACCAAUGAGACUGGCUUCGGAAAGCCAUUCUGAGGAAAAAACCACUGGCAUGACUACUAUCUAGACCGCUAUAUAUAUGUCAUACCUCUGCAUCUCGAACAUCUCAUCCAAAUUGCUCACCUGAAAAUGCUUUUGUCACUCAUAACAAGCCAUGGUGAGGGAAAAUGCAACACCGCAUCGCAGUGACCCGAAAGUCCUCUUAUCGACUGGCGACCACGGCGACAAACAAACAUUGGUACCUACACGCUAACCGUGCUAACGAAACGUCAACUCCUGGCUUUGUAAUAAUUGAACUUUAAUGAAAAAAUAAUAGCAAGGAAUUAUUGAGGAAACUGCUGUUUCAACUAACUGGAGGUGUCUGUCAAUUUUUUCCGAGUCGAUCUAUCUGAAAGAGAAAUUGUAUAUAUCCAAAAACAUAUGUUUCAACGAAAUGAUGCACGCACUGCAGAAUGUUGGGAGGGGGUCCAAUUUUUACGAGGUAUUGCAGAUACCUAUCCACGUUUUCCUCAGUUCUUCCACAGUAAGGGUGUUUAGUGUGGUUCUUCAUCUUUAGGAAAUCGAAACAUACUUCUUUUCCCAAGCGUAAUUUGACUUACACAGUUAACAAUUGAUGAUUCGGAAUGUUGUUGAAAGAAAUAUUGAAAUUACCAGCGAACAUACAUAUUAGACUGUAUGUACGCUGAAAUUACUUAUACUUUGCUUCC
This is a messenger RNA of Phaedon cochleariae (mustard beetle), 2170 nucleotides long. The record is from the annotation of a GenBank genome assembly. Lineage: Eukaryota; Metazoa; Arthropoda; Insecta; Coleoptera; Chrysomelidae.